Molecule: messenger RNA, 1005 nt
Organism: Nomascus leucogenys (northern white-cheeked gibbon)
Lineage: Eukaryota; Metazoa; Chordata; Mammalia; Primates; Hylobatidae
Biological process (GO): iron ion transport; intracellular iron ion homeostasis
Cellular component (GO): cytoplasm
Molecular function (GO): ferrous iron binding; ferric iron binding
Source: RefSeq, a predicted model, not a curated record
AUGCCACAAGCCCCGCCUCUUUCUCGGAGCCCCGCCUUCCCUUUACCUGCUGAGAUAUGCAGCGUCUUUGGCGGUCCCGCGGAUCUGUCUCUUGCUUCAACAGUGUUUGGACAGAACAGAUGCAGGAACUCACUUCCAGCCUCCGACCACCCUCUGAUUUCCUCUCUACUUGCAACCUCCAGGACCAUCGUCUCAGCCAUCUCCUGCUUCUCGGACCAGCCAACGCCGUUUUUGUGGUUAGCUCCUUCUUGCCGACCAACCAUGUGCUCCCAGAUUGGUCAGAAUUAUUCCACCGCGGUGGAGGCAGCCGUCAACCGCCUGGUCAGUUUGCACCUGCGGGCCUUGCAUCUCCUCUCUCUGCGCUUCUAUUAUGACCACCGUGAUGUGGCUCCGGAAGGCGGGGGCUACUUCUUCCAUGAAUUGGACGAGGAGAAGCGCAAGGGCGUUAAGCGUCUCCUGAAGAUGCAAAACCAGUGUGGUGGCCCUGCUCUCUUCCAGGACAUCCAGAAGGCAGGUCAGGAUGAGUGGGGUAAAACCCUGGAAGCCAUGGAAGCCGCCAUGGCCCCCGGGAAAAAUCUCAACCAGGGUCUUUUGGAUCGUCAUGCCCUGGGUUCCACCCCUACAGACCCCCAGCUCUGUGACUUCCUGGAGGGUCACUUCCCAGAUGAGGAAGGUGAGGCCACGCCAGCGCACAACUGCAGAGGGCGCCGUUCCCACAGCAGCCCUGCAAAGCGAGUGUGCCUGAGAAACUUCUGCCUCCCCUCCACCCAGCCCUGUUUAAGGCACAAGGCUGCAUCAAUGGGCGCGCAGGCUGGCGGCGAUGAGAGGAGGCGCAGCCGCAGCCCCGCGCUGGGGAGCCCACCGCUAACCCUGCACCCCACCCACCCCUACACAAAAGAGCUGGCGGGCGCUGGCCACGUCGCCCUGGGUGACCUUCCUCGGAUGCAGAAUCCGCCCCUGCGAGCAUCCUUUUCCUCCCAGGCUCUGAAGGCCUGGGGAGCGUGA